Molecule: messenger RNA, 3525 nt
Organism: Nematostella vectensis (starlet sea anemone)
Lineage: Eukaryota; Metazoa; Cnidaria; Anthozoa; Actiniaria; Edwardsiidae
Exons: 2
Coding region: 1350-2708 (452 amino acids)
Biological process (GO): DNA repair; telomere maintenance
Molecular function (GO): DNA helicase activity
Source: RefSeq, a predicted model, not a curated record
UUGGUACCAGACCCGUAAAGGUGGGGGGGCCCCAAAGUUUCAGUUUCGCCAUCCUCUAUAGGGGUCAGAGGCCCAGAGGGGCAAACCAACGCCUUUUUUUAACUCACUCAUGCGCAUGCGCAAUGAAUGAGUUAUUGCGAUAUGGGCUUUUGCGUGGACUGUAGACUGUGGACACAGACGAGGGGGACUGGGCAUGAUUACAUCGCCAUAUUGGAUUUGCUAAACCCGAGAAGGUAUACAUUCAUAUGCUUUAUCGUCAUAUUUUGAACUACUUACGCUCCCAACAAAACAACACAUACGCCGAGUCAAUAGGCCAACUCACUAAAUCUUUUCUGAGCGUUUUCUCUGAGGAAGCUAACGUAACAGCCGAUGCGCCAUUAGAUAACCAUGAUGAAAAGGAAAGCUUUCAAACAACUCUGCAGGAAGUGUAAAACGAAUGGAAAGAAGUACACAGCUGGUGAACUCAAGACAGAGGAUUAUAUUAAUAAGCUGAUACAUCUUGAUGAAGGUUUUAGAGUUUUAAAAAAUGUAAGGGGAAGUCCAGCUUAUUUUCAGCGAUGUAAAAAAGACCUUUUUGCCAUGAUUCGCCAGCUUGGGAACCCUUAAUGGUUUUGCUCUAUCUCUGCUGCAGAAACAAGGUGGACACAUUUGUUGAAAACUCUUGGUAGGAUAGUUGAAAAAAAAAGAAUACUUUGAUAAUGACAUAGAUAACAUGACUUGGCAACAAAAGUCCAAUCUUAUCCAGAACGAUCCAGUAACUUGUGCAAGAAACUUUGAUCAUAUGGUUCAGCUAUUUAUAUCUAAUGUUUUAAAGAGUGAUGCAAUCCCUAUAGGAGAGAUAUCUGACUAUUUUUUAUAGAGUUGAGUUUCAACAAAGAGGAAGUCCCCAUGUUUAUUUUGGGUUAAAGAUGCACCACAGUAUGUAUGUGACUUGUAGGAAGGCUGAAAGUAGUGAAGAAAUGGAAGACAUAGUAAAUUUGCAAAUGCACAGACAUGCAAAAACAUGUAAAAAGAAUGGAAGCAAUGUUUGUAGGUUCAAUUUCCCUUUACCACCAAUGCAACAAACUAUGAUUUUAACGCCUCUUGAAGAAUAUGAAACUUAUGAUGAUAAAAGACAGAAACAGAUUAAAGAGAAUGCAGAAAAUAUUAGGGAACAACUCAGCAGUAUGAAAUAUGGUGAAAACAUAAGUUUUCAUCAAUUCUUAGGUAAACUACAAUUAACAGAGGAGAAUGAUCUCUUGGCUCUGAGGUACUCAUUGAAGCGUACUACUCUGUUUUUAAGAUGACUGCCCUCAGAAAUAAGAAUAAAUAAUUACAACACCCAUUUUCUUCAAGCAUGGAGAGCAAAUAUGGAUAUGCAAUAUGUUCUAGACCCAUAUGCUUGUGCAACAUAUAUCUUGUCUUAUAUCACUAAAGGCCAAAGAGGAAUGAGCAAACUUCUUGAAAAAGCAACUGAGGAAGUCAAGUCUGGUAACAGAGAUAUUGCAAAUAAAGUACGGCACAUUGGAAACAGAUUUUUAAAUGCUGUCGAAAUAAGUGCUCAAGAGGCAGCAUAUUUAGUUUUACAAAUGCCAAUGAGGAGAUCUACUCGUGAAUUUCAAUUCAUUAAUACUUCACAUCCAGAUGAAAGGACAUUUUUUCUAAAGAAAUUUGACAAGCUAAAGGAACUUCCGGAUAAUUCACCUGACAUUGAGUCAGAUAACCUUAUCAAGCGUUACCAAAGAAGACUCAAGAAGUUAGAGAAACUUUGCCUGGCUGAAUUUGCUGCCUGGUUUAACUGUGUAAGUGAUAAGCAUGCAGACAGUGCUAGUGAUAAAGCUUUUGCUACAGGACCAGAUGACUUUAUGCCAGAAACUAAUUUGGAAGACAACACUGAUGAUGACGUCCCAAUUACUGAAGAUGUAAAUGAACAAGAAAGUGAUACAAAUCAGUACCACAUGAGAGGAGGCAUAAACCUUAUCAAGCGUAAGAGACCUAAAAUCAUUCGCUCUGUAAUAAUAAUAAUAUUGGUGACAAUGUUGCUCCAAAUUCAGAACAUUAAUGAACAAGAUCGUGCAAUAAAAGAAAAGCCAAGUGAACUGUUUGGCUGCUUUGACCCAGGCAAAAAUAAGCAACACAACCAGUAUGACUUGCUUGAUGACAUUGGCAUAUUUCCUAGAUAUAAUGACCAGGAGGAGCUUGUUGUAAAACGAGUGUCAGAUUUUGAAUACUGUGCACUUGUUCGUUCAUUAAAUGAGAAACAAAGGCAAUUCUUUUAUCAUGUCCUGCACACAAUCAAAACUAGUGAUGAGCCACUCAGAUUAUUCUUGUCAGGCGGAGCAGGUGUUGGUAAAUCAUCAGUUACAAAUGUAUUGUAUAAAGCACUGAUAAGAUACCUGAACAGCAUUGUUGGUGAGAAUCCUGACGAGAUUAAAGUUUUGAAAACAGCUCCCACAGGGAAAGCAGCUUUUAAUAUCAAAGGGUAUACAUUACAUGCUGCAUUCAAGAUACCUGCCAAUAAAGGCUUUGAAUACUGUGCAUUUGAUAAUGACAGACUUAAUACAAUUAAAGCAAAAUUGAGGAAACUUCAUGUAUUAUUUAUUGAUGAGAUGUCGAUGGUUGCCAGUGGUAUGUUUAAUUUCCUUAAUUUGCGUUUGCAGCAGAUAAUGGGAAGCAAAGUACCAUUUGGAGGAAUAAGCUUAAUAGCUAUUGGGGAUUUGUUCAACUAAAACCUGUGUUUGACAAAUGGAUAUUUGAAACUUCAAGCACAUGCUAUGCCACACUAGCAAGUAAUUUAUGGAAUGAACUUUUCACUCUCUUUGAACUAACAGAGAUUAUGAGACAAAAAGAUGACAGACAUUUUGCAGACCUGCUAAAUCGUGUACGAGAAGGCAAGCAUUCUGAGAAUGACAUAGACUGUUUAAAGCGAAGGCUUAUAAAGCAAAGGCCACAGGAUAACAAUUACCCAAUACAUACAACACAUUUGUACUAAUGCAUCUGUAAAUGCACACUAAUGCAUCUGUAAAUGCACACAACAAUAUGAUAUAUACUCAAUCUGAUAGUGAUGAAGCUCAGGUCAAGGCAAUAGGCAUUUUUUAACCAGACACCAGACAUUUUAGAAUUAACAAAAAAACACAGUACAAAUCAUUCGCAGACAAUUUCCAUUGAGACCUGCAGCUGCUAAAACCAUUCAUCGUUGUCAGGGUGACACUUUAGAUUUAGCCGUUGUUGAUUUCCCAACCUCAACUAGAGAACACAUGCACUAUGUUGGCUUAAGUCGAGUCCGAAACCAUUCAAAUCUACAUAUACUAAACUUGAAUGAAUGCAAAAUAAAAGUAAGCGAGAAAGUAGUAAUUGAAAUGAAUAGGUUAAGAACAGAAGCACAGCUUGUUCCUUUAGUGUCACUACAAAAUGUAGAUUUAUCAAAUACCACAACAAUCAUAUUCCAUAAUGCUAGAUCUGUUCAUCUGCACAUUGAUGAUGUCAAAAGUGACUAUAAUUUCCAAUUAGUAGAUAUAAACAUUUUAGUUGAAACACGAUUUUGCU